Molecule: messenger RNA, 702 nt
Organism: Morchella sextelata
Lineage: Eukaryota; Fungi; Ascomycota; Pezizomycetes; Pezizales; Morchellaceae
Exons: 6
Coding region: 1-702 (233 amino acids)
Cellular component (GO): cytoplasm
Molecular function (GO): methylthioribulose 1-phosphate dehydratase activity; metal ion binding
Source: RefSeq, a predicted model, not a curated record
AUGGCGGACAGCAUAAACAACGAUGCGCUCGUGCGCUCAGAAGACCCCAACCACCCCGCAAACCUCAUCUGCAGCCUCUGCAGGAACUUCUACGACCAUGGCUGGGUAACCGGCACCGGCGGCGGCAUCUCCAUCCGCCACGCCGACCACGUCUUCCUCGCGCCCUCCGGCGUACAGAAGGAGCGCCUAGCGCCCGAAAACAUGUUUGUCAUGGACUUCACCACCAAAGAGUACAUUCGGCGACCACUGGAGCUCAAGCCAUCAGCAUGCACACCGCUGUUCAUGGCGGCUUUCACGAAGCGCGGUGCGGGAGCGUGCAUCCACACGCACUCGCAGGCGGCGGUGCUGUGCACGCUUAUUAGCCGUGGGCGUACCUUCUCGAUUGCGAAUAUUGAGCAGAUCAAGGCGAUACCGAAGCCGAGUACGGGAGGGUAUUGCGGGUAUUUUGAUACAUUGACGAUACCGAUUAUUGAGAAUACGGCGCAUGAGGAGGAUCUGAGGGAUAGCUUGGAGCAGGCCAUGAAUGAAUAUCCAGACACAUGCGCGGUGCUUGUUAGGAGACAUGGAGUUUAUGUGUGGGGUGACACUGUCUGGAAAGCCAAAACACAGUGUGAAAGUCUUGAUUAUCUUUUCCAGCUCGCUGUCGAGAUGCACAAGCUCGGACUGGAUCCAGCAGGCCCCAUUACACCCGUUGAGGAGUAG